Messenger RNA from Fraxinus pennsylvanica, 744 nucleotides. Lineage: Eukaryota; Viridiplantae; Streptophyta; Magnoliopsida; Lamiales; Oleaceae. The record is from the annotation of a GenBank genome assembly.
AUGCAAAUGCGAACACGACUUACCAGUGAAGAGGAAGUUUCAAUAAUGGUAGCAGCCUUGAAGAACGUCAUAACUGGUGGCGCUACGGCCACUUCCGCCAUGGACGCCUACCAGGAGUUUUCAGCUGUUUCCAGUUCACAGUUUUAUACGAGGGAGCCAAUUUUUCAGGUUUCUGAGGAUAUAGAAAGUUGUCAGACUUGCAGAAUUAAAGGGUGUUUGGGAUGCAAUUUGUUUGGGAGAGAAGAAAACGAGAAGAAGAAAAUUGGGUUGCAGAAGAAGAAAAAGAAGAAGAAUUACAGAGGUGUGAGGCAGAGGCCCUGGGGAAAAUGGGCAGCGGAGAUAAGGGACCCACGAAAGGCGGCGAGAGUGUGGCUGGGUACAUUUCAGACGGCGGAGGAUGCAGCCAGGGCAUAUGAUAAGGCGGCUAUUGAGUUCAGAGGUCCAAGAGCAAAGCUUAAUUUUCCUUUUGCUAAUUACACCGCCACUCAAACGGUGGAGCAGGUGUCGGCGACUCAUCAACCGACUUCAUCUUCUCAUGAUCAGAAAAUUCAAGAAAACUCCAGAAUGCAUGUUGAAACGAGCAACAACGAUAACAAACUAAGUCCCAUCUCUAAUAAUUUCGAAUUCAGCAAUGGAACAACAAGCAGAGACGAGGAUUUCUGGAAUCUUCUUUUUGAGAAAGAUGAAAUUCAAGAAUGGAUGACGAUAAUGGAUGGUGGAUUCUCUAAUUCUGGCUCGAGUUAA